Molecule: messenger RNA, 5597 nt
Organism: Argiope bruennichi
Lineage: Eukaryota; Metazoa; Arthropoda; Arachnida; Araneae; Araneidae
Gene: mus101
Product: DNA topoisomerase 2-binding protein 1-A-like
Exons: 5
Coding region: 687-5300 (1537 amino acids)
Biological process (GO): mitotic G2 DNA damage checkpoint signaling; DNA replication initiation; mitotic DNA replication checkpoint signaling
Source: RefSeq, a predicted model, not a curated record
GAAAGUCGAAGUCUCGUAAGUCAUUUAUCAACAAUAACGAUAUACCAUGUCAAUAAGUACAUUUUAAUAUAAUUAUUCUCAUGAUUUUUUUUUCUGUUCAAUUACUUACAAAUGAAAUAAUUUUUUUGCUUCAGUUAACUUGAUUUUAAAUUGGAAGGUGUUGAUUCUAACCAUGGAACUAUUGAUAUUUGCAUUCUCUGUUAAAAAUAUUAACGAUUUCUGUAAGUGUUGCCCGAUUAUGAACAUCGGAAUUAUUUACAUGAAUGUAAAUGAGCUUUAAGAUUCUGACUUUCACUUGCAAUAAAACUUCAUUUGAUGACUUUAAGAGCUAAAUCUUAAAUGGUGAGUCAAAAGAGGAAUGGCAUAAUAGAACAUGCAAUAUAGUUGAUUACAUCUCAUAUAGAAGUAUCAUUUUCAGUUUUAUAUUUUAAUAGGACAUCUGACUGAGAAUUUAAAACAUUAUGUGAAACAAUAAUAGCAAGCAAUAACCAUCACCUAAGAAUAGAGGAGCCCGAGACUAUUUGGCACCAAGGGCAAGUUGGCGCUCAGUUAAAAGACACUAAAUGACAGUAGAAGUGAGAACAGAAUGAACAGGAAGUAUGACUUCAUAUGCUCAGAAGUUUUUAGUCAUUUUCAUAUGCAGAUACUAGAGGUUGUUAUUUUUUGCUUGAGAAAUUAAGAAAAAAAUGUCUGAAUCUAAAGAAGCAACCAGGUAUGAUGUUUGCUUCAUACAAUCAGUUGAAGAUUCAAGUGAACCAACAGAGAACUUGAAACGUGCUUUUGAGGCUAUGGAUUUUAACCAAUUAGAGCCUAUGUGGGUGACUCCAGAAGAAUGUCUCAGAGUUACUCAAAAAGAGUCCAAAUUGUAUGUUAUGGAUCCUUUUGAAGGAGAAGUUUUUGAACACUUAAAAUCUUUAAGCUGUCGCAUUCUUGGACCCCUUUGUAUUUUAUAUUGUUUACAGAAUAACAGCAGUUUACCAAAAAGGCCUAAUCCUGUGUACAGUGUUUCUAUGCGUAAAAUAACUGUCUCAUGUUCAAAUAUAAAUAAUGAAAAGCGAGAAGCUAUGCGCAUCAAAAUAGAACUUAUGGGAGGAUUCUUCAGCAAAGAUUUAACAAAAAGUGUUUCGCAUCUUAUUGUUGGAGAGGUUGGCUCCAAAAAAUACCGUGUUGCUGCCAAUUUCGGCUUGUCCAUCAUGAUGCCCGAGUGGGUGGAAGAGGUAUGGGAAACUGGUCAACAUCAGCUUAUUCAUGCAUCAGAUAAGGUGUAUGAUAAAUACAAAUGUCCUGUAUUCAGAGGCUUAGUCAUAACUGUCUCUCAACUGACAGUUAGUGAAAGGUCCAGCAUCCAAUCUUUAGUGGAGGAGAAUGGUGGUUCCUAUUUAGCCCCUCUGAAAGCUAAUCAAACCACUCAUCUAGUUCUCACUGAACCAACAGGGGAUAAAUACAGGUAUGCAAAAAAUUGGAAGAUAUUUUGUGUGAAUAUUAAUUGGAUUUAUGAUAGUGUGAAGUCAGGAUACUGCCAAGAUGAGAACCUAUAUAAAAUAGAUGAUUCAUCAUCCCAGUAUUGUCAAUUGAAACGGUCCACCCCAAACAGAGACAUGACAUCUAAUGAAUUGCCAUUAGUAGAUUGCAGUGCUAUAACUAAUGUUUCAAUAAUUACACAUUUGGAUGAAACUGUGAGAAGUGAUACAUCAAUAGUUGUCAAUCGAAAGAAUUCAUGGACAUCUGCUUUGGAAUCAUUUGAUCUCUCGUCUUUGCCAAAGUAUGGACAGUUUUUAGAUGGAUGCAAGAUUUUCCUUACUGGGUUCAAUUCCAUUCAGUUGGACAAACUAAGAAAGAUAAUCAAUGCUGGAGGAGGAAUGAGGUUCAAUACGUAUAGUGAGAGUAUUUCUCAUGUUGUAUGUGGUCAUCUUACAGAAGAAUUUUUGCAAAGCCUUAAAGCUAGCUCACUAAAACCUUACAUUGUAAAUCUUAAAUGGUUAUUGGAAUGCUGUAAAAAUGAAAAAUUAAUGGAUGAGAAAUCAUUUCUUUGUAUGGAUAGUACGCUAUUAAGCCCAGAGAAGGAUAUACCCGAAAUUAAACCUAUUUCCAUGAGUCAAGCAUCAAAAUCCUUCCCCAGGAAAGAUGAUGCUACUUGUGACAUUUUAACAGACAUAUUAAAGCAAUAUGUGGGCAAGGAAGAUAGUGAUGAUACAGAUGCAAACAAAUCAAGAGUUAGCAAGAAAUCAGUUGAGAAGGAUGGUCAACAAUCAAAAGCAGAAUUUAGAUCAACUGCUUAUAAAGCUCUUAUGAAUGAUAAAGAUGUAAAUAUUGUAGACUUGGCUGAUGAAGAUGAAAGUACUUCGAGUUCAGUUCAGUUAUUUGCUGGUCUUAAGUUUAUUGUUGUUGGCUUUGGUGAAAAAGAUUCUGGGAUUCUCGCUAAGAUGAUAGAAGAUCAUUCUGGUAGUGUUUAUAUCAAUGAUCCUGCUUUUGAAGCUGAUAUUGCUGUUGUGCCCAUAAUAUGGCAAGAUCUUUCUUGUCAUGCUGCAAAUGUCAUCACUAACUGUUGGCUACAAAAAUGUAUCGAAGACAGUCGAAUUUAUGAUUUUGAUGAAAAUGAAUUAUUUAAACCUGUUGUUAUACCACCAGGAAAAAGACCAUUUGAGUCGUUUGUAAUAUCCGUCAGUCAGUAUAGUGGUACUGAACGAGACUGUUUGAUGCAUCUGGCCGAAGUUCUAGGUGCCACUUGUCAAGAAUAUUUUGUACGUAAAGCAAAUCGCUCCAGGGGAAUUUUGUCUAACACCCAUCUUAUAGUGGCAACUCCUGAAGGCAGUAAAUAUGAGGCUUCAAAAAAGUGGAAGAUCCCAGCUGUCAAGAAACAGUGGGUUCUUAAUGCAGCUAAAUCAGGUUCUAUUCCACCAGUUGAAAAAUAUCUUGUUGAUAAUCCUCCUUUAUUACAAAUAAAUGAAGACAUUCAUGAGACAUCCAUAACAGGUAAAGAAAAUAUAAAUUGCAAUGACAUUCAUCAAGGAUGCAUAGAAUUGCCAGUUCUUCAAGCUGGGCAAAGUCCAUCAAAGUCUUGCAGAGGUAGAAUUGAAAAACCAAUUACUGUUUGUUCUAGUCAUGUAGAAGAACAAGAUAUGCCAGAUUUAAUUGAAACUAGGCAAAACCUGUCUAAAUGUCUUGAAAAAUCUAUUAGUGACUGCACUGAAAAUCGUAUGGGAAAUCAAAAUAUGCCAAUAAAGGAUGAAUUUCACAGCAUUGAUUCUAAAUCUCGUCAAAAUAUAGCUGAGAAUUCUAAUAAUGAUUGUAAUAUGAAUUUGAAAGAAAAUUUAAGUACGUCAAAGCUAGAUAAGAAUAUUGGUUUGGAAUUUGCGAAGCCAUUUGAUAUGAUUAAUACUUCUACUCCACAGAGAAAUGUAAUGGAAUUAAACUGUGAGAAUAAAAAAGGAGUCUCCCCAAUGCUUUCAAAGACAGAAACUACUUUCAAUGAAAGUUUGAAUUUGGAUCAGUCAUAUAAACAUAAGUUUCAAGUCAGUGACCUUCUGAAGGAUUUAGAUACUAGUGCUAGCCAAGAACAUAGCUUUACGGCUAGUGCCAAAAGAAAGAGUUUGCCUGUUGAAGAACUUUUUGGUCGAAAUCUUGCAUCAGCUAUAAGAGGUGUAAAUAAUAAAAUAUUGUUCCCUAGUGAUGGUAAAUUAGACUUUGAUAAAAAUAGUUUCAUCGAAAGUGAGCCUAAGUCAUCAGAUACGAGCAAUGUUAUGAAAGGAGUAAUUCUCUGUGUUGCUAAAAAAUUAUCCAGCAUACAAAAUGAGUUAACUGAAAUAGUUGUUUCUUUAGGUGGUAGUUACUUGUGGUCGUACGACAAUUCCUGUACUCAUUUUGUAUUCACGGGAAAAGUUAAUGAUUUAGCUAGAGACUUCAGAGAAGCCAGAUCAAAUGGGAAAAAAAUAGUUUGUCCUGAAUGGGUUUAUGCUUGCAGAGACAAAAAUGCUCUUGUUGAUGAAGAAUUGUAUCCCCAUACUUUAAAAAUAAGCAUGUCUUUAACGGAUGAAAUUGCAAUUGUUAAAAGCUCUUCGGCAAAGGAUGAUAAAUUAUCUACACAAAUCAAAGAUGUUAAUCCACCUGUUAGUGCAGCUGAUUUCAAUCAACAAUUAAAUGAUCUUUUAGUUGCAGCAAAAUCGGCUAAGAAGCGCCACUCCAAGCGCCAGUUCAACUCGGUGUCGAGUAGUCCUAAUCAAGAGGCAGGAACUCUGCUCAAAUUGCAACAGAAACAUAUUUCGGAUUCAUUUAUAAAACCCAUCCAUCAAGAAGAAAUUGGAACUGAAGAGCAAGAUACAGGUUCUCAGUCUCAAAGUUAUCCAGUUGUUUGGGAUGACCCUACUGGGAGACUAGAACGAGAAAGAAUAGCCGCAUUGGCUGCAGCAAGCGAAUCUAAAAGAAACUGUGAAAAUGUGGUGAAUUCUUCUACAAAUUUCAAUAAUGUAGGCUGCUCUAAAAGAAUCUCCACCAGUUCUGAUAUAAAGAAAAGUCCAUUGGAUGAAGUUUUCACCAAGUCCAGAGAGACUAGCUGUUAUCCUGAUAUUAGAAAAUUCAUGUUUACUAAUAUUCCAGAGCCAAAGAAAAUCAGAUUUGUUGAAAUCAUCCAGGAACUUGGUGGUGAGGUUUCUGAUGAGAAAGCAUUUGAUAUAACAGCAACACAUCUUAUUCUAGAAAAACCAAUCAAAAAUGAAAAACUGUUGUCCAGUGUUGCUUCUGGAAAAUGGAUACUUCACCCACAGUACUUGACGAUUUGUGAAGAUAAAAAAGAAUUUGUACCUGAGGAAGAUUUUGAAUGGGGUGGGCCUUUCACAGAAGAAUUUUUACAGAACUUGCCAAAUAGUGCUAGGAAGAUUGCCUUUUGCCCACACCGUUGGAGAGCCAAACUCAACAAGCAAACAAAUUUAAAAGGGGCUUUUCAUAAUUGGGUUGUACUCAUUAUUGCUGAUGAUAAAACUAAACAGUCAACAUACACUAAAAUUUUAGAAGCUGGUGGUGCUCAAGUGAUCUCCAGCAAUCAAGAAUCGGAUAGACUUACCCAUGUGAUUGUUGAUAUGAAAAAGAGAAGCCUAUCACAAGUAGAUUUGAGUUCUUAUGUGAGUAACAAAAUUAGAUGCGUAAAGCCAGAAUAUCUGGCAUUUUACCUCAUAGAGGAUCCAGAACCUGAUAUAGAAAAUUUCUUGAUACCUGAAGUGAAGGACUUGUCUUCUUCAGAGCAGUCAUCUAAACGUCGGAAUCUUAGCAUUGCUACUAGAGGUAGCAAAAGGACUCGAAUGUCAUGAUUUUAUUCUGAAAGUGCUUAACUUAUUUGGUGCUUUUCUGUUGACAGAAGUAUUAACCCAAGCUUAAAUGUAAAUGACCAUGAAAUUAUUAUUUUUUAAAAAAUAUAUCACUGUGACUUUAUAUUUGGAAAAUAUUUUCCCCGCUAUUUUAUUGAUAGAAGAAUAUCAAUUAUAUUAUACUUCACAUAUGCACUGACUGACUGUGUAUGUCCUGACUUUAUAAUACUGAUUUUGUAAAUAUUUUUCUUGAGAUGAAUUUAUUUUAUUUACAAGAAAUGAAUUAAAAUUAUCAUUUGA